Molecule: messenger RNA, 942 nt
Organism: Trypanosoma cruzi
Lineage: Eukaryota; Euglenozoa; Kinetoplastea; Trypanosomatida; Trypanosomatidae
Exons: 1
Coding region: 1-942 (313 amino acids)
Cellular component (GO): Golgi apparatus
Molecular function (GO): nucleotide-sugar transmembrane transporter activity; antiporter activity
Source: RefSeq, a predicted model, not a curated record
AUGAAUAAGGAAAGAAAUAAGUCCGGGUUGUCACCUGCUGUGACCGUAUACGGCAGUCUUUUAUUAAACAUCGUCAGCAGUGUUGGUGUAGUUAUUAUAAACAAGCGUCUUGUGUACAUGGAGGCUGGUUUUCGGUUUGGAAUUGUCCUUACGGUUAUUCACUUUAUCGUCACUUUCUUGGGAUGCCUGUUGUUUGCUUGGCUGAAGUUCUUUGAGGUUAAUAGCAUCCCAAUACUGAAGGUAAUUCCCAUUAGUCUGGCAUUUUGCGGGUAUGUGGUAUUCAACAAUCUCUCGCUCCUUACGAACACAGUGAGCGUGUAUCAAACCUCAAAGAUUGCCUGCACACCUCUCAUUGUGUGGAUCGAGUACACGCUUUAUCACCGGCGUGAGAACCGACGGACAUUGUUAUCUCUAAUACCCAUAUGCGUGGGGGCCGCACUCACGGUGUAUUCUGACGCCAGCCUGAAUCUCAUGGGAACUCUCUGGGCGCUUCUGGCAAUUCUUUCCAACUCCUUAUAUACAGUCUGGGGAAAGACAAAACAGCUGGAACUGGAGGUGACAUCCAUGCAAUUGUUGAUGUAUCAGGCUCCGCUUAGUGCCUUGCUGCUGGUUUUUGCUGUUCCCAUUGAUGGUUUAGGGGAACUGGUUUCUUUUGAAAUGACAUUCAAGGCAGUUUGGGCGAUUGCACUUUCAUGUCUACUUGCAUUUGGUGUGAAUUUUUCGUUUUUCUUGUUUGUGGGCCGGACCUCCCCUCUUACUAUGAACGUUGUGGGGUACUUCAAGACGGCGUUGGUCUUUGUUGGUGGCUUUAUGUUUCUCUCAUCGGAGAUGAAUGCAAAAACUUUUAGUGGGGUCGCGUUAACUCUUGUAGGGUUGUUGUUUUACACCCAUUCCAAGAUGAACGGGCUGUCAGCCCCGUCGUAUUCAAGAGAAAAGAUUUAA